AUGCACGGGUUUUCGGAUGCCUCGACCAAAGCAUAUGCAGCUGUGGUCUAUGUCCGUGUAGAAACUAAUUCGGGUGAAGUUACAACGGCGUUGCUCAUUAGCAAGACGAGAGUCGCCCCCACCAAGCAACUCACCGUGCCUCGCCUGGAAUUAUGCGGAGCUCUGUUACUUGCGCGACUGAUUUCCAAGCUCCAGUCACUCAGCGCGUUCAACGGCUGCAACGUAUAUUGUUGGACCGAUGCUGCGACUAUGCUCCACUGGUUGAGUGAGCAAUCGUCACAUUGGAAGACAUUUAUCGCCAACCGGGUCGCAGAAAUACAAUCGGUACUUCCCGAUGUUACGUGGCGAUACGUUCCCGGUGCUGAAAACCCGGCAGACCUAGCCUCUCGUGGAGUGAAACCGACGGACAUUAGCGCCUCAAGGUUGUGGUGGCAUGGCCCACAUUGGCUGGCUCAUGAAUCGGAGGCAUGGCCUACCUGCUCACCCACGGUAGACAGCGAUGCUCAUCUCGAAGCCAGGGUCGUGUCGCUACAGACAGUCGCGGCACCGGCCACACAAUGUCCGAUCUUUCAGCGAUUUUCAUCAUGGCCGAGAUUGAUACGCGUUAUUGCUAAAAUUCUUAGAUGGAUGCGCUCCGCUAGACAACGCGGCCUUCGGCAAUUGGAAGUUGACGCCAUGUCUGAGGCCGAGGCACUUGCGCAAGCCACGACCCGUGUCUUCAGUGUUGUACAAAAACAGCAGUUUCCCGAGGAAUUGCGCAUUCUUUCGACGCUUGAGCCCGCCUCCGACGGUAUUCGUCGCUUAAAAGUAGGUGUCUCAAUGCCGCGGACCAGUGCUCUUCGGCGAUUGAAUCCAGUUCUGGGAUCUGAUGGUCUCAUUCGCGUCGGUGGUCGGCUGUCCUUGAGCCCUUUCGACCCAGCAUCGAGACAUCCGAUCAUUCUAGGGUUGGGUCACGUAUCACAACUCUUGAUCCGUGAUGCACAUCGCCGGUGUCUCCAUGGCGGGAUCUCGUUAACGCUCAGCACACUGAGGAACUCGGUUUGGCUCAUUCAGGCGCGAAAAUCGGUUAAGUCCAUUGUCUAUCGGUGUGUUACAUGUGCUCGUAUUCGCGCCGAAAUACCGACUCAACUUAUGGGUUCGCUGCCAGCGAUUCGCGUUCAUCGGUCAAGUCGCGCCUUUGUUGAAUGCGGCGUGGAUUACGCGGGCCCCGUCGCUGUCCGAAUGGCGGGCGGUCGCGGAACGCGAUCCCAGCCCGGGUAUAUCGCGCUUUUUUUGUGUAUGGCAACGAAAGCGGUCCAUUUGGAGAUUGUAACUUCAUAUUCAACACCCGCGUUCAUCGCUGCCUUUGAUCGAUUUUGUUCACGACGCGGAUUGCCUCGCACUGUGCACAGCGAUCGCGGCACUAAUUUUCAGGGCGCCGAUAAGGCAGUACGCGCCGCUUAUCAAGCGGCGAUAACAGACAAGGAAUUGCGUGCUCGUGUGGCGGAGGAUCGCGUCGAAUGGAAAUUCAUCCCUCCUGCAGCACCUCACUUCGGAGGUCUGUGGGAGGCCGGGGUGAAAGUGAUGAAACACCAUUUAAAACGGGUCCUAGGGAAAAGUACUCCCACGUACGAAGAGCUUGCGACGCUCCUCUGCCGCAUUGAAGCUUGUAUGAAUUCUCGACCGUUAGCUCCUCUCAAUGAUGAUAUAGAGAGCCUGGACGCGUUGACGCCCGCGCACUUCCUGAUCGGCGGCCCCCUUACAGCGCCUCCGAUGCCGACGCUUUUAGAUACUGCGGUAAACCGCUUGUCCCGAUGGCAAGUCAUGCAACAAAUGUUGGAACGAUUCUGGCAACUUUGGUCGCAAGACUAUGUAAAGUCGUGCCAACACCGUUCGAAAUGGCGGGUUCCGUCAGCUCCAGUUCAAGUCGGACAAAUCGUCCUACUUCGAAAUCCAAAUCUGCCACCCACCAAAUGGGACCUUGGUCGCAUCGUCCAGUGCCACCCAGGUCCUGAUGGCCUGAUCCGGGUCGUUACCGUAAAAACGGCUUCCACCGAAGUGGUCCGACCAAUCACCAAGUUGGCGUUACUACCGGUGGAUCUUGAAAAUCAGGAUGCUUUGUCCACUUGCAAGCAGCAAUUGGAAUAA
Mycetomoellerius zeteki is the source of this 2127-nucleotide messenger RNA. RefSeq lists its product as uncharacterized. Gene Ontology annotation, biological process: DNA integration. NCBI's taxonomy places the organism in Eukaryota, Metazoa, Arthropoda, Insecta, Hymenoptera, Formicidae. The transcript has a single exon. Gene Ontology annotation, molecular function: nucleic acid binding. The record is from RefSeq and is a predicted model, not a curated record. Bases 1 to 2127 code for a protein of 708 amino acids.